UGGUUUUCCUGUGACGAGGAACGUAACGUGUAGAAGAAAAGAAUGCAGAAACGAAAUCGGUCGGCAACCGCUCAAUCGCUCGGCAGUCCACGGCAGCCAACGGCUACGGCGAGCAAACAACAGGCACAAAGAAAAUCCAGCAUUCCGCUAGUUGAGCCGUCUACGGAGCCAAUUAUUCCACCAGAUGUGGUUCUCUGGGCAAGUGAAGACUCCGACUAUCUCCUUUAUAACCCCUGGUACACAACAACCUACGUCGGAUCGCUCAACGUUGUACAAGUGGUGAUCCCCACGUGUGCCUUACUGGUACUGGUUCUGUCCCCCCUGGACACCACAGCGUCUCGCCUUCUCUUUGUAACCACUUUCGCCUUUGGCUAUGUGUCCACCGUCGUCCUGGCCUCCUGUCUUAUAUCACCUUUCACAGAGGUCUACUUGACGCUUUGCCUUUAUGUUUUCCUCUUCCAUCUUGCAGCGUCUACAGUAUACUUUAUGAGUGCAGCCUGGCUACUUUAUGCAGCGAACGAUGACGACAUCUUCUCUAGAGUAGGAGCUAUAUUAGGCCUCCUGUCUGGCGGCUGCCACUACAUCCAUGGAAGGCGCAUGCUCAGACGAGUUUUCGAUCAACGGGAAGAUGUUGCAUAGCCUCCAACUAUGAAGCGGUUUAUUCUGAGGCUUAUUACGCUUUCGACAAACUGAUUUUUUUUUUUUUGUAUGUGACGAUCACCGUUUUUUACUCACGUUGGCAACAAAUCCAUUGAAACUUGGUGCGCUUCUCUGCAGAUAUAUUCCCAACUCUCUUGUACGAAAUGUAGUUGCCCUGAUGAAUGAACAUAUUUCUUAAAAAUA
Messenger RNA from Ornithodoros turicata, 843 nucleotides. RefSeq lists its product as uncharacterized. The record is from RefSeq and is a predicted model, not a curated record. NCBI's taxonomy places the organism in Eukaryota, Metazoa, Arthropoda, Arachnida, Ixodida, Argasidae. The transcript is spliced from 5 exons. The coding region runs from base 43 to 639 and encodes 198 amino acids.